Molecule: messenger RNA, 2012 nt
Organism: Tetranychus urticae (two-spotted spider mite)
Lineage: Eukaryota; Metazoa; Arthropoda; Arachnida; Trombidiformes; Tetranychidae
Product: PHD finger protein 10
Source: RefSeq, a predicted model, not a curated record
UAUUCGUCAGUAGAUGGAGAUAACCGAAUUGAAUUUUUCAAGACUUGAAUUCAAGUUGCAACAGUUAACAGUUUUUACAAAUAGAAAAUUUAUGGUUUAAAAUUCGUUGUUCAAAUGAUAAUCUGUUUGGUUAUCAGAUUUUUAUCAUCUUUUGAUAAUUUGCCCAGUUACGCUUGGAACCUUUCGACAUCAAAAUUUGGUCACUCUGUGUGGUUGUUAUAAAAAAUCUACAGCUGAGUUGAUUUUCUUUCAACUGACUUAUUGACUCGAGAGGUUUCCUUUGGUAUACAUUGUGGAUUUGUUUUGAAUUAUUUCACCAAGAUUGUUUAUUGUUGAUGUUUCUAUUAUUUUCUUUGAAAGUUGGCAAUUGAUUCUAGAAAUCAACUUAAUUCAAGAUGACCGAGGAAAUAACGGAAAAAGUAACCAGAGAAUAUCCUGCCGAAUAUGAUGAAUACAUGAAGGUUUUGGAGGAUAAAAAAGAUAAAGAUAACCCAGUGAAUAAUGUUUCUGAAGCAAGUAAAAGUUGUCCGACUAACAAUGUUGAGAAAAAUAAGAUGAGUGAAAUGCUCAAGAAGGCUAUCAAAUCAGCAACUCAAUACAAUUUAGAAUUAAAUCAAGCACGGAAAGAGGAAAGGAGAGUUUCUCUGGAUCUGCAAACUGAUACUGUUCAUUAUCCCAUUGGAUUGGGCAAAGAUAAUAAGAUGUUAAAGAAAAAUGUAGCUGCUGGUAAAUGUCUAAAAGUUGGUAAAUAUCCAGUUGCUACCAUCCACGGACAACACCAAGAUUGGUAUAUCAAAUAUUCAGCGGAAGAAUUGAAAUACUUUCCAAUUAAUACUGUUCUGUAUGGACCGAUUGCAUCUGAUGCUAAAAAAUUAAUCAAACCUAAAGAUGGUCAAGAAGGAGAAAAAUCGUCUGGAAGUGACUCUGAUAGUGACUCUGAUAGUGAUAGUAGUUCUAGCUGUUCGCAAGAAGACAAUAAUCUAGAAAGAUCUAACCGGGAAAAUGGUCACAAUGGUAAUGAUCCAAAUAAUGAAGAUGGUAAUAGCUGUGAUAGCUGUUCGUCAUCACAAUCAUCUUCUAGUGAGGAAGAUGUGAAAACAAAAACACCUUCAACAUCAAAUGAUAACUCCAACUCAAUUAGAGGUAGUUUCCAAACUGUUUGUAAAAUUUGUAAAGGUAGUGUUCAAGGUAACAGAUCAAAUGUUCCCGAGGAAUUUGUUCAUUGUUCUGAUUGUGCAAAUAGUGUUCAUCCAUCAUGCCUUCAAUUGACAACUGAUAUGGUUGACGUAAUCAAGUCAUAUGCCUGGCAAUGUACUGAUUGUAAGACUUGUGUUCAUUGUAAUAAGCCCCAUAAUGAAGACAAAUUGAUGUUUUGCGAUAUGUGUGAUCGAGGUUAUCAUACAUUUUGUGUUGGAUUACGUGUUAUACCAACCGGUAAAUGGGUUUGUAAAUUGUGUGCCCAAUGUGCUCAAUGUGGUGCUAUUAAACCCGGAGAUGGACCUAAAACUAAUUGGCAUCAUGAAACUAUUAAGAUAAAAAGUCCAGAUGGAGAAACUUUGAGAAGGCAUCAACUUUUAUGCUCGAAUUGUUACAAACAACGUAAAAUGCGAUAAAUUUCGCCUGUAUCAUUCACGUUAAUCACAAAAAUCAUCAAAAAACAUCCGAAUGUAAUAUUUCGAUUCAACUCUGGCUUUCCAUGUAUAGUUUCAUUAUCAUUACACCUAUCAAUUUACUUAUACAUGAUCUGGCAGUUGUCUAAGGAAAUUUUCUCAACGAAAGUCGUUUGUAAUUAGCGUAGUAAAAAUUCUGAACAGAUUCCGAAUUAGGAGUAUAUUUUAAGAGUUCACUUCUGCAUAAAUUAGUUUUGAGAAAUAUCAGACAUGAUUAAAUAACAAAAGAAUCUUAAAUUUACGCAACAACAUGAAUUUUAAUCUUUUUUUACAGUCGACAUCAAGUCAUUACACAUAUUAAGUGUGAUAUACAUUAACAAUCAAUAAAAAUUGAUGGAAAAA